Molecule: messenger RNA, 2002 nt
Organism: Strongylocentrotus purpuratus (purple sea urchin)
Lineage: Eukaryota; Metazoa; Echinodermata; Echinoidea; Camarodonta; Strongylocentrotidae
Gene: hm13
Product: minor histocompatibility antigen H13
Exons: 9
Coding region: 36-1169 (377 amino acids)
Biological process (GO): membrane protein proteolysis
Cellular component (GO): lumenal side of endoplasmic reticulum membrane; membrane; cytoplasmic side of endoplasmic reticulum membrane
Molecular function (GO): aspartic endopeptidase activity, intramembrane cleaving
Source: RefSeq, a predicted model, not a curated record
CCUCUAAAUCAACACGUCUUCAUUCAUUUCCAAUCAUGGCGGAAGAAGCAGCAGAAACAAUUUCGGCGACUAUAAACGCAACUUUAAACGAAACAGCUGGCAAUGUUACGGCUAGAAUUCCAGCAACUGCCGAGGGUAUGGCGCUGGCCUAUGGCAGCCUUGUCAUCAUGGCGAUAAUUCCGAUAUUUUUCGGCGCGUUUCGGUCAGUCAGAUUCCAGAAAGAACAGCGGGAGAAUGGAGAUACCCCAGAGAUUAUGUCGGACAAGGAUGCGGCCAUGUUCCCCAUCAUCGCCAGUGCUACUCUCUUUGGGAUCUACGUCGUGUUCCAGAUUUUUUCAAAGGAAUACAUCAACCUUCUUCUGACUGUUUAUUUCUUUUUCUUGGGAGUGCUUGCUAUAGCGCACAUCAUCAGUCCGGUAGUGAGGAAGGUGGUACCAGACUCCAUGCGUAACGACCCGUAUCAUCUUCUAUUCACCAGAGGAAAGGGCGAUAAACAAGAAGAAUUGAUGAACUAUGAGUUUGACAACAAAGAUUUGAUCUGUCUCGGUGUGGGGGCAAUAUUUGGUGUUUGGUAUCUCUUGAAAAAGCACUGGGUUGCCAACAACAUAUUUGGACUAGCGUUUGCUUUGAAUGGCGUGGAGUUCCUUCAGCUUAACACAAUCGUGACUGGGAUUAUACUAUUAGGUGGGCUCUUCAUCUACGAUAUCUUCUGGGUGUUUGCCACCAACGUCAUGGUAACGGUUGCCAAGUCGUUCGAGGCUCCCAUCAAAUUGGUCUUCCCACAAGACAUCCUAGAGAAGGGGCUAGAGGCAAACAACUUUGCGAUGCUGGGUCUGGGGGAUAUUGUCAUUCCAGGAAUCUUCAUUGCUCUCCUGCUUCGCUUUGAUGUCAGCCGGAGUAAAGGUUCCCGCACCUACUUCAAUUCUGGUUUAACAGCCUAUCUCCUAGGACUCGUGGCCACGAUAGCCGUCAUGCACUGCUUCAAGCACGCCCAACCUGCCCUUCUCUACCUUGUACCUGCCUGUAUUGGCUUGCCUCUCCUUGUAGCUCUCAUCAAAGGCGACAUCAAGGAUAUCUUCAAAUACGAGGACAAUCCCUCCCCAAAGGAAGAAGAGGUUUCAAAAGAGAAAGAGAGCAACAAAGGCACAGAGCCAAAGAAGGUUAAAUGAGCAGCUCUUAUCUCGGGGGAAAAAAACUACACAACGACAGAAUCCGGACGACACAGCGCCGGAUAAUCGUCCCGAGGACGUCCCUCUUCUUUGAUGUUAGCGGUUUUAGUCUUAUCUUCUCACCUUUAUUUUUAUCAUUCACAACUUCUGCAACCUGCAAUGAAGCAAACUAUAUGGGCUGUCUUGGUAAUUGGCGAAGUUCUUUUGUGCGCGCCCUUUUUUAAUGAUUUUUGUUAAAUUCAAUACUUCCUUUGAUUGAGAGAGUACAGCGAUGCUUUCGAGGUUGAAGAGGAUUUUUAUUGUUGUUAGUAACCAGUGACUUUUUAAAAUGACUGCAUGUACUCCCAAUGUCUUUAGAGGCUCGAUAACAAACAUAUCUUGUACUUCUCCUCCCCCUCUAUCUCUCUUUUCUCUUUCUCCUUAUAGUAAAUGUAUCAGCUAUCAAAUCAUAUUUGCAUUCCUCCUAAACAAAUUUGCUGUUGUUGAAAGUAUAACAUUGGUUUGUUGCUUUAAUGUUCCCAUAGCUUCCUGUUGAAAUUGGGAUAUAAGACAACAAGAAUUAGGGGAUGUCUUCACUGGGAUUGUUUUGUCUAAAGAGAAGAAAAGAAGAUGUAUCGAAGUCCCCCCGUCUCCCCCUCUUUCUUCCUCCUCUCUUUUUCCUUAAAGUAGAUGGAGAUAUCAAAGCAUAUUAGCAUUCUUCUUAAACAUAAUUACUGGUAAGAAAAAAAAGAGUUUUGAAUGUUAAGAUGUUUUCCCAAACAUACGACUAUGCAAAUUAAAAAUCUUCCUGUCCCUCAACAGUUUGAGUCUUUGAGAAGACAAGGCACCCUGAC